This is a messenger RNA of Peronospora belbahrii, 537 nucleotides long. NCBI's taxonomy places the organism in Eukaryota, Oomycota, Peronosporomycetes, Peronosporales, Peronosporaceae. The record is from the annotation of a GenBank genome assembly.
AUGUUGAGCCAAUGUCGCUCCAAGUUCAGACGACAUCCACGACGGUUGGUUCAGCCUGACCUUAAUACGCCUGUCACACAUACGGCAGCAAUGAGUGACAUGGAAAGCACCACGAAGCACAGAAGCAACAACAAUUAUGAGGAGCGUAUAAAGCAUAUAUCGAUCAUUGCCAAGCCUUUAGCCACCAAGAAACAGACCAAGCGUGUUUAUAAAGUAAUCAAGAAGGCUACAAAGGUGAAAGGUAUUAAACGUGGCGUUAAAGAGGUUGUCAAGGGUAUUCGCAAGGGUGAAAAAGGUGUUUGCAUCAUCGCUGGCGACAUUUCACCUGUUGACGUCAUCUCGCAUAUCCCCGUGCUAUGUGAAGAGAAUGAUAUUCCAUAUAUAUUCACCCCAUCCAAGGUGGAUCUGGGUGCAUCGGCGUUGUCAAAACGGCCUACGAGCUGCAUCUUGAUCACGCCUAAGAAGGCGGGAUUCAACGUACAGGAAGCCUAUAACGAGCUCUUGGAGGACGUGAAGCAGGUCCAACCGACAUAUUAG